Molecule: messenger RNA, 876 nt
Organism: Exserohilum turcica Et28A
Lineage: Eukaryota; Fungi; Ascomycota; Dothideomycetes; Pleosporales; Pleosporaceae
Exons: 2
Source: RefSeq, a predicted model, not a curated record
AUGGGGAGCUCAUUCAAUCCUGCUACAGACAUUGGGAGCCUGGAGGGCAAAAUCAUACUGGUGACUGGCGGCAACACGGGCCUGGGCAAGCAAACGAUUGCAUAUCUCGCGGCCCACAACCCCACGCGCAUCUACCUCGCGGCGCGCACCGAGUCCAAAGCCCGCGAUGCCAUCACCGCGAUCAAGUCGUCGGUGCCCAAUGCGUGCGAAAUCGUCUUCCUCCCCCUCGACCUCACCUCCUUCUCGUCGAUUGCCGACGCAGCCUCGACAUUCAAAAGCCGCGAAACGCGCCUCGACAUCCUGGUCAACAAUGCGGGUAUCAUGGCGGUGCCGUACAGCACGACCAAGGAGGGCUACGAGAUCCAGUUUGGAACCAACCACAUGGGCCACGCGCUGCUGACCAAACUCCUGCUCCCCGUCAUGCUGGAUACGGCAAAGCAGCCCGGCGCCGACGUGCGCAUUCUCACGCUGAGCAGCGUCGCGUGCAGAUUCGCGACAAAGGGCAUCAGUCUCGACCAGGUUGCGCUAGCAGACGUCUCGACAUCGUAUCGCUACGGCAACUCGAAACUCGCAAACCUGCUCUAUGCCCGCGCCCUGGCAGAGCAGCAUCCGGAAAUCACAUCCGUGUCGCUGCACCCCGGUGUCAUCCUGACGGAUCUCUUUAAUAGCCUGCGCACGAAUAUCUUCAUGAAGGCGGCGCUGUGGAUAUACGGAUGGGUUGGGCUAGUGCUGCCCGGCCAUUUUAGGGGCCCCGAGGGUGGCGCCCUCAACUCGACGUGGUGUGCGACGGUGGCCAAGGAGCAGCUGGAGAAUGGCGCGUAUUACCUGCCGGUUGGGAAGAAGAACACAGGCGGUGGACAUGCGGCAGACGAGGGG